Messenger RNA from Paramecium sonneborni, 534 nucleotides. Lineage: Eukaryota; Ciliophora; Oligohymenophorea; Peniculida; Parameciidae. The record is from the annotation of a GenBank genome assembly.
AUGUGUAAUUUAUAUCUAUUUAUUUAUUGGAUACUCAUACAAUUAGUUUGUGUUAGAAGUUAAUAAUGUGAUGAAAUAACAGAUCAAAAAUAAUGUAAUGAAAAUUCAAAAUGUGAAUGGAAUUAUUGGUAACCUUCAAAAUGUUAGAACAUAUGUAGUUAAUUAGAAAAUGAAAAUAUUUGUAAUAAUGCUGCAAAUUGUAAAUGGUUAGCAAAUUCUUCGUCUUGUUUCAUUAAAAAAUGCACAGAAGAAUAGAAUAAUAGUAGAUGUGAGAAGAUUGUAUUCAAUUAACUUAUUUAGGUGGCUUGCACUUGGUAGAAUGGCUUUUGUUGGGAUUCCUCUUGUAUUUAAUUAUAAGCAAAUGAAGCUGGAAAAUGUCCUGCUGCUUAUUGUAUUUGGAAUGAUAAAAGAAAGCUUUGUUACGAUAAAAAAUGUUCUGAUUACCAUAAUUAAUAUGAUUGUUCUUAGAUGUCAUUUUGUGCUUGGUUUAAAUACAAAUGUACAGAUAAUGGUUAAAAAAAGCUUGAUUUUUGA